Molecule: messenger RNA, 1245 nt
Organism: Guillardia theta CCMP2712
Lineage: Eukaryota; Cryptophyceae; Pyrenomonadales; Geminigeraceae
Exons: 11
Coding region: 1-1245 (414 amino acids)
Source: RefSeq, a predicted model, not a curated record
AUGCCCUCCUACAUCAGCGAUCUGAUGCCUUCCCUGUUUGACGCCCUCUAUACUCCUUGGGGUACCCUCAUGGACGCGUACGAGGACUGGCGAUCCCUGCCGCACCCCCAGAGGUCGGACAACAUGCCGACUCUCCAGCAUUACUUGUCCCUCCAGCGCCCGUCCCUGCUGGCGAUGGUGCAGGAGCUACGCAAGUUCGUGCUGAGACACAAGCACGACAUCGUGCAUAGCGAGCGAAAGCACAGCUGGUCUGCUCCUCACUCUGUCUACGCCCGCCUGGGGGAGAUCAUCGACUUUCUCUUCGACCUGGAGGAGGAGGGCCUCCUGAGGUGCGACGAGGAGAUGGUCUCCGCGGUCCGCAGGCUGCACGCUCCGAUCCUCCGGCUAGAGCGCAUCUGCUGGCAGGACAGCAGGACCAUUCCGGGCCCCCCGCCAUGUCGCGGCGAUGUCGCUGGGGCCGCCGCCGAAGGAAUGAGACGCACACCGGAAUGCACCCGCGAUGAUGGCAGCGAAGGACGAGGCCGAGAGGCCAGCCAGCGCUGCCGUUUCCCUGUUCGCCGAGCGAUCCCCCAGCGUAAAGGACUGAUUUCCUCCUGGAACUUCGGAAGGACUACUACACGGCAGGCUCUGGUAGAGGAAGAGGAGAAGGCUCAGAUGAGCAAGGUGGACGCGCAGGCUCAGGAAGAUUGCGACGAGUAUCAUUACGCUGAGUCGUUCCUCAAUCGCCUCGUUGCCAUUGUGACAUCGAAUGAGAGAUUCUUGAGCUCGUUGUGCUGCCUUGCAAUGACUGGUUGCAGUGCAGGAAUGUGGAGAUUACCCUUGGAAGAUGAAGAAUGGAGAAGUGUCAUGCUUUCAGGAGCAUCGUCUCCAUACGUGAGCUGGAACGGACAGGAUGACUCAGGGUUUUUCUUGAUUCAAGACGCCUACCAUGAGGAACCCGAUGGCGAUAAUUGCUCUAACAUGGAGCCGUCAGUUUAUGCUGGUCUGGGCUACUUCAGUCCCAUGAAGUCGUCCUCUGCUGUACAGCAGCCGGUAGGUCUGGAGUCGAUAACAGGGAAGAACAGCUUUUGUGGAAGAAUUGCACAACGAUGGACACUACCGCACCAAGAGGAUGGCGAGCGAAAACUCCAGGAGCUUGAGCCGCCUUGCCAAGAUUUUCCUGUCGGAAAGAAGGCUCUUGUGCUGGAAAGAUACGAUGAAGAGAGGAAUGUUUGGGUCCGGCAGCAGGGUCAGAGCCCUGGAUAG